GGGCCGCCACAGCGGGGCCGGGAGCGGAGCGGAGCGGAGGGGCGCCGCCACGUGCCGCCCGCGCCAUGGAGCUGGAGGAGCUGGGCAUCCGGGAGGAGUGCGGCGUGUUCGGCUGCAUCGCCUCCGGCGCCUGGCCCACGGAGCUGGACGUGCCCCAUGUGAUCACGCUGGGGCUGGUGGGGCUGCAGCACAGGGGCCAGGAGAGUGCUGGAAUUGUGACAAGUGAUGGAGAGUCAUCCCAGGCAUUCAAAGUGCACAAGGGAAUGGGUCUUAUAAAUCAUGUCUUCAAUGCGGACAGCCUGAAGAAACUGUACGUUUCAAACCUCGGUAUUGGGCACACAAGGUACUCCACUUCGGGAAUUUCUGAGCUGCAGAACUGCCAGCCUUUUGUUGUAGAGACUCUUCAUGGGAAGAUCGCUGUGGCACACAAUGGGGAGCUAACAAAUGCUGUACGACUCAGGAGGAAGCUUAUGCGACAUGGUGUAGGACUGUCAACCAGCUCUGACAGUGAACUGAUCACCCAGCUGCUGGCUUUCACACCUCCUCUAGAGAAUGAUGAUACAGCCGACUGGGUAGCAAGAAUAAAAAAUUUAAUGAACGAAACGCCAACUUCAUAUUCAUUGCUAAUUAUGCAUAAAGACAUAAUCUAUGCAGUACGUGAUCCAUAUGGGAAUCGCCCACUCUGCAUUGGUCGUCUUAUUCCAGUAGGAGACAUGAAUGGAAAAGGGAAAGAUAACAGUGAAACAGAAGGAUGGGUAGUCUCUUCCGAAUCCUGUAGCUUUUUGUCUAUAGGCGCAGAGUACUAUCGUGAGGUCCUUCCUGGAGAGAUUGUGAAAAUAUCUAGAUAUGAUGUCCAGACACUGGAUGUUGUACCAAGACCUGAAGGAGAUCCAUCAGCAUUCUGCAUCUUUGAAUAUGUUUAUUUUGCAAGACCAGACAGUAUUUUUGAAGGUCAGAUGGUGUAUUCAGUCAGGAGAAGAUGCGGGCAGCAGCUUGCUAUUGAAGCACCCGUGGAAGCGGAUCUGGUCAGCACUGUUCCAGAGUCUGCAACCCCAGCAGCUCUUGGUUAUGCUCAAAAGUGUGGCCUACCAUACGUAGAAGUACUCUGUAAAAACCGAUAUGUAGGAAGAACAUUUAUCCAGCCAAAUAUGAGAUUACGGCAACUUGGUGUUGCAAAGAAGUUUGGUGUCCUCUCUGAUAAUUUUAAAGGCAAGCGAGUUGUUAUAAUUGAUGACUCAAUUGUGAGAGGCAAUACCAUUUCACCCAUAAUAAAACUACUGAGAGAAUCAGGAGCCAAAGAGGUGCACAUCCGUGUGGCUUCACCUCCCAUAAAGUUUCCAUGUUACAUGGGAAUAAACAUUCCAACUAAAGAAGAACUGAUUGCCAACAGACCUGAAUUUCAUGAUCUUGCAAACUACAUAGGAGCAGACAGUGUUGUCUAUCUUUCUGUGGAAGGGCUGGUAUCAUCUGUACAAGAAAGCAUCAAAGCAAGACAAGAGAAUGAGAACAACCUGAAGAGCCAGAAGUCGCGCAUGGGGAAGAUCGGUCACUGCACAGCAUGUCUCACUGGGGAGUAUCCUGUGGAGCUGGAAUGGUGAAUUCUCUGUGGGUGGACAUCAGUGCAGCUCUUGUUGAAUGUAACUUUUUCAAAGAUGCCUUCUUAGUAAUAAGUCUUUUUACAUUUAGGUAAUAUGGAAAGCUUAUUACAGCUGACUAAUUACUAUUAUUAAAACACAUCUUUACAGUGAAGACUUAAAGAAAGUCCGAUGUGCUGAUGAAAACAGAUUAAGCAGCUGAAAAUACAGAAUUGUAAGAGUUUUGAUGCACAGUUGUGCCUUCUAUUUUCUCAUAAAAUAAUAAAAAAACCAAAGUUUUUUUAAUUACCUGGGAGUCCCAGAGUUUUUUGGUUGGAUCUGGCCCUGAAAGAUAUCCCCGUUAAACUUGUUGACAAAUCUGGGAUCGUGUGGUAUAAUUGCAAAUUAUCAAAACUUUAAUGCAAAAGUAUGUAAAGUUUGCUUUUCUCGUUAUAAAAAACCACCAGAUUCUGAAGAAUCAAAUUGCUUCCUCGGCAGCUCUUGCUUAAGCCUUUUAAGAAUAGAAGUGCCCAACUUUUGCAUAUACAGCUCAAACAGCCUUUUCUAAUUGAGCCCUUCAUAACAGAUUCUAUAAACAUAAUGUCCAGCACAUGAUUUUAAAAAAUGAACACUCAGGGAAAUGCUCAGCCAAAAGCUCUCUAGUUUUAUAACUUUAAAAUUCUUUUUUUUAAAGUUUUUGAUGUGUAAUUAUAUUAUCUUUGUGUGCUUUUUACCAGUUGCCAGUGGGACGUGGAAGGAGAAAAAAUACUUGGCACUGCCAUUUUUUUUUCUGUUGUACAUCUUGUUUUUUUCCAGGAUGAGUCCUAACAAUUUCUGACACCCAAGCUAACACACAGUGGGCUUUUGCAUAUGUCAACAUCCAAAGUAAACUCUAAAUCACUUUUAAUUUUUAACAGUAAAAACAAUACAUCAACUGAAGAUUAUGAGCUGUUUUGGGUAUAGUCUGAUUUUAUCAUAUUGAUCCUGUUAGAAUAAGUGUAAUGUUUUUUUAAAGAAAACAUUAGCUAUUGAAUUCAUUGUAUUUUUUAAUUGCUCACAAUUACACGUUACUUGUAUACAUGAAGAUCACUUGGACAGUGAACCACUAGCUGAAAAUGGAUGAGCACCUUUUGAAAAACUACUGUAGAUUUUCGCACAAUUGUAAAACUAUUUUGUAUACCUCAGUUGUUUUUCGCUGAAAGCCAAGAGCUUAAUUUUAGAGUUUCUAUUUAAUAUUGUGUAUUUUGGCCUUAUAAUUGUUUGUGACAAUGUUUAAAAAAAAAACUAAAAAAAAAAAAGUUUAAGAGCUUCUUCCUUCCCCAUCAUAUUCCACAUAGUUGAGAAUUACAGCAUUGAUAAUUAAAAGGGAGCUUUCUUACAUGGGCUUUGUAGCAAUGAUCCCUGCUACUGCCACAACACAAAAGUCCCAAUCCAAGAAAGCAUGUAAAUACAUUUAAUGAAGUCGAGAAUGUGCCUCGGGCAGUGGAAUCAGAACCUACUUGCAGUCAAGCCCAUGGGAGAAUCUCGACUUUUAGGAGUUCUUUUUGUGCUCUUACUGUGUUUUCUUCACCAAAUCCCUGAUCUGCAUAUUGGGGGAGAGUCUUCAGUGCAUCUCUUCUAUCCAAUUAGCAAGCUGUGUGGGGCUUUUUUUUAAAUAGAACCACAACAGCUCACCUGAAUUGUAAAUUGGGGAAAAAAAAAAAAAAAAGAGGCUGAAGUCACUCUGAUUGCCCCCUUUUCAGGGGGGCAAUCAGGGAGGUGGAUGAGAAAACAGAAAAACUGACUUUCACCUUUCUUCUUUCCUGCCCUCCAAAAAGCAACCAUAAAAGAAGGGUUAAGUCCAGCUCUUAGGUUAUAGAUAUGUAUGAGGAGUGCAUUGUACUAGAGGUAAGAACUAAAGGUUGCAAACAGAAGUCUAACACUUUUAUCUGAAAUUGUCCAUAGAAUAGACUGUAAAUGAAACUUUUGCAAAUACUCUUGUAACAUUUUCAAGAAAAAUGUUAUUUUUAGGGUCUGAUAAUAAUUGAUUAAAUGGGAUUGGAGCAUUAGGUGGCAUAAUUCUGAUUUCAAAGUGAAUCCUUUUUUCUCCCUCUGUGAAAUAACAAGGUCUGCUACAAUAAGCAGUGUUCAUUUCCAGAUACACUACAUGCCUGAUCCUUAGUUUGCAUUUUUCAAAACCUUAGGCUGAAGGGGAGAUACUUUUGAAGUGUCCUUUUAUUCCUGGAUGGCUGGGUUUAUGCUUCAGAUUACCAAGCCUUUAUCACAUACAGUAGACACACUUGCAGUGAGUAUGUCAAGGGUGAAAACUGUUCUGGCUUUAGGAGUUGCUCUCUGUUAUUUUCAUGUUCUACUGUGAAACUUUCUGCUGUAUCAUCAAUGUGCAACUGUGCCAAAUUAUCACGUGCAAAGUGUGACAAAACAGUAGGAAGCUGAUGUGUAACUUCUCCCACCUGUAACAUUAAAAA
This is a messenger RNA of Colius striatus (speckled mousebird), 4039 nucleotides long. RefSeq names its product phosphoribosyl pyrophosphate amidotransferase (gene PPAT). Gene Ontology annotation, molecular function: amidophosphoribosyltransferase activity. NCBI's taxonomy places the organism in Eukaryota, Metazoa, Chordata, Aves, Coliiformes, Coliidae. Gene Ontology annotation, biological process: purine nucleobase biosynthetic process; purine nucleotide biosynthetic process. The transcript has 11 exons. The coding region runs from base 66 to 1598 and encodes 510 amino acids. The record is from RefSeq and is a predicted model, not a curated record.